AUGAAUAGCAUUGUAGAAAGGAUUGGGAUAAGGUUCAAAAGUAGAAAGCCAUUGAAGGUGAAGAAGAUGAAGAUGCUUGAAGGAUUAUGCAGAGAGAGAGGAGAUAUUGAAGAUGAAGGUUAUGCAGAAUCCAAGAUUGAUGAAGCAUAUGGAGAUGCUUUAAGGAUUGUGCAGCGAGAGAAGAGAUUUUCUGGUGAGUUUUUUUUAACUAAUUUUCUGAGAAGUGAAUCGUAUCCCACUCUUAUUUCUGAUUUUCAGUUUUUUCUUCUGUUGGCUGGAAGUUUUUCUGUUAAGGGCUGUAAUUAUUGUAAAGGCAAGUUGAUGUUAAGCCAUGGCCGAUUUAAAGAUGGAAGAUGGACAAAAGGCAUUGUGUUCUUUACUUCGAGCAUGAAGAAGAAGCAGGAAGACAUAUGA
This is a messenger RNA of Vicia faba (fava bean), 414 nucleotides long. Lineage: Eukaryota; Viridiplantae; Streptophyta; Magnoliopsida; Fabales; Fabaceae. The record is from the annotation of a GenBank genome assembly.